AUGGGGUUGAAAAAGAUGUUCAAGAAGAAGGAUCCAACCGAGGAGGAGUUGGUGAAUACAAUGCAAAAUGUUGGUAUUACAACCAAGACUGCCAACAACCGUCAAGAAAAGUUUGGUGCUUUCAAGCAAUACGCCCAGGAAAGACAAGGUGUCAAACCGGGAAUGGCACCUCGUAACCCUUACGCAAAUAUGAAUGAAAACCAAGGUAAUCCAUAUGCUAACUCCCAGUCUGGUGAGGCUAGUGCUCGCGAUUCAGCAUAUGCAUCAUCUGCCACCGGGGAGAGACGACUGAACCCCUAUGCGAGUCAAGAUGAUGGCCCUGCACCAUCAAGACCCAGUCCGUACCAAAUGCAGCGAAAUGGUGGGAAUGGUUCUUACAGCGAAAAAUCUUAUUCGUCAUCCAGCAAGCCAAACCCUUACCGGUCUAGCACUACAAGGCCGAGAGGUGAUGAUGAGCUGACUCUUGACCUCAACGCUAUUCCCAGCUCAAGUGCUUUGCCCACGGCGAAGAAGCCUAUCAGGAAAACCACAGAUACAGAUACGCUAGAUCUUAAUGCUGAUCCUGACGAAGAAGACUUGAACCUCGAGGUGGACGACUUCCUAGCAGAGGAGGAACAAGUGAACUCCGAGGAAGAAGAGGUCGAAGCUAUUAAGCAAGAUAUUCGUUUUGUGAAACAGGAAUCCGUGGCGCUGACUCGAAACACAUUGAGAAUGGCCCAAGAGGCGGACGCUUCAGGAACAAAUACUCUCGGUAUGUUAGGAUCGCAAUCCGAACGUUUGUUCAAUGCCGAACAGAAUUUGUUGCUUGCUGACACUCAAACCAAGAUCGCUGAUGAUAAAGUUGCCGAGUUAAAGCGUCUUAAUAGAUCGAUUUUCAUCCCUGCUUCCGGAAAUCCAUUCAACAAAAAGUCUCGCUUGCGUGAACAAGAGUCGAAAUUGAAGGCACAGAAAGAACAAGAGAAAUACCUUCGAGAGACGAACCGACAAGGCGUGUACGCGAGUGAGCAGCGUGUCAAACAGGGAAUUUCAAAUAACUCAACUCAGUCAGACACCUUCAACAAAUAUCAAGAUGAAAAGCAUCUACAACAAGCUCAGAGAUACCAGUUCGAGAAUGAUUCCGAGGACGAUGAGAUGGAGAAGGAGUUGGCUACGAAUUUGGAUCAAAUUUCGGCCUAUUCCAAGAAGUUAAGAAACACCGCAAGCGUCAUGGGUCAAGAAGUCGGUGCUCAAAAUGAUAGGUUGAGGAAGAUCGAGGAAGAUGCGGAUCGCUUGGAUAUCAAUGUGCACCUCAAUAGCACUCGCUUGAAUAAUAUUAGGUAA
Molecule: messenger RNA, 1320 nt
Organism: Candidozyma duobushaemuli
Lineage: Eukaryota; Fungi; Ascomycota; Pichiomycetes; Serinales; Metschnikowiaceae
Gene: SEC9
Product: Sec9p
Exons: 1
Coding region: 1-1320 (439 amino acids)
Biological process (GO): vesicle fusion; exocytosis
Cellular component (GO): plasma membrane; SNARE complex
Molecular function (GO): SNAP receptor activity; syntaxin binding
Source: RefSeq, a predicted model, not a curated record